Messenger RNA from Closterium sp. NIES-65, 5727 nucleotides. NCBI's taxonomy places the organism in Eukaryota, Viridiplantae, Streptophyta, Zygnematophyceae, Desmidiales, Closteriaceae. The record is from the annotation of a GenBank genome assembly.
AUGGCUACCCCUAGUGUCCUAGCUUUUGACGCUGAGGGUCGCGCCAUUGAUUUUGAGGUCUGGUUAGACGACCUGCAGCUGUUCUUACAGUGCGACAGGGCUGACGACCUUUCUCUCUUUGACCUCACCUCUGGCGCCUCUCCUGCUCCUGCUGCUGAUGCUGAUCCCACUGUCCGCUCUAAGUGGGCCACCCGCGAUGCUGCUGCACGUCUUGCUGUGCGUCGCCACCUCCCUACCUCUGAGCGUGCGCACUUUAGUCAGUACAAGAGUGCUCACACCUUGUACGACGCUGUAGUUGCGCGCUACUCCUCCCCUGCCACUGCUGCACUGAGCCGUCUCAUGCUUCCCUACCUCUUUCCUGACCUCUCUGCCUUUCCCACUGUCGCUGACCUCAUUACGCACCUCCGCACUAGUGACACUCGCUACCGCGCCGCCCUUCCUGCUGAGUUCUGCGCUAAGAACCCCCCCCCCAUGUACAUCGCUCUCUACUACGUAGUCACGCGCCUCCCUGACUCCCUUCGCGUCGUCAGGGACCACUUUCUCGCAGUCUGUCCCACCACCCUCACCGUCGACCUCCUCGAGAAGGCCCUCCUCGCAGCGGAGAAGAGCAUAGUCGCUGUAGGUGCUUCUCGUGGUGACCCUCGCACCCCCAUCUUUGAGGGGUGCUCUCCUUCCCCCUUGCUGCCCUCUGUUGCCUCUGCUGCUGCUGCCGACCUGCUUGGUCUUGAGUCGGUCGGCGCGGCGUCUGCCCCUAGUGGGAGACGUCGCUCCAGCAAGGGCAAGGGGGGCAAGGGCGCGGGUGGAGCUGGAGGGAGCGGUGGCGGUGGCGGCGGUGGCGGCGGAGGGAGUGGGGGUGGCGGCGGGACUAGUGGCGGGAGUGGUGGUGGUGGUGGCAGCAGUGGCGGAGACGGUGGUGGUGGUGCCAGCGUUGGUGGUGGAGGCAGCGGCGGAGGUGGAGGAGGCGGAGGCGGCAGCGGAGGAGGCGGUGGUGGUGGAGGAGGUGGAGCUGGUCGAGGUGGUACCCAGCAGCGUAGCGGCGGUGGUGGUGGCCAGCGCUCGCAGCGGCAGCAGCAGCAGCGCUCGCGGGACAUCCCUCCGCCUCAGCAGCUUCGUGAGUGGUACGCUGGGCGUCAGAGGGGUGGGGGUACUGGUCCCUGCACCUACGUUCUUCGUUCCGGCGACCGCGCGGGUGAGCAGUGUGGGGGUGCCCACGCCACCCAGCGCUGCUUUGGCCGCCUGACGGACGCUUGGCGUCAGCAGUUCCCUGGGGCUAGUGAGAUCCCUCGCUGGGAUGAGCUUCUCAGGGCUGGUGUAGCGAUCUUUGAUCUUGAUUUUGAUGCUAUCCUUGCUGCUAUGUAUGUUGUGGAUUAUAGUGAGGAGACUGAGGGUUACCGUUGUUUCCAGCCCGACCCGGGCAUUGGUACUGCUGCGCUAGGUGCUUGUGAGGCUGCUGCUCUAGGUGCCAGUGCGUCUGUGCUCUCAGGUACUGGUGAGACUGCGCUCUCAGGUACUGCGUCGUCCUCGUCCUCCCUCACUUUCACACUUGACUCCGGCGCUUCUCGCUCCUUCUUUCGAGACCGCACUACCCUUACGCCGCUCGGCCGGCCGGUUGCGGUCUCCCUUGCUGACCCCUCUGGGGGUCCUGUCCUGUCUCACUUCUCCACUGUCCUCCCGUGUCCGGCUGCCCCUUCGGGCACCCUGUCUGGUCUGUACCUUCCCUUGUUCUCUACGAACUUAGUAGCUGCGUCAGGUCAGGUGCUUGCUGCUGCGUCGCGGUCAGGUCCUGAGUCUGCCCCCUGUUCUUGUCGCCUCCUGUCUCACGAGACUCUCCUGUGGCACCACCGUCUUGGCCACCCCUCCUUGCCCCGUCUUCGGAGCAUGGCUUCCCGUGUCCUUGUCUCUGGUCUUCCCCAGUCUCUCCCUCCUCUCCCCUCCGGGCCAGGACCUUCCUGUGUCCCCUGUGUCGAGGGUCGCCUCCGGGCUACUCCUCACUCCUCCCACUUCCCCCCGACAGAGGCUCCCCUGCAGACGCUUCACAUGGAUGUGUGGGGCCCAGCCCCCGUCCGUGGGCAGGGAUACGAGCGCUACUUCCUGUUGGUGGUUGACGACUACUCGCGUUACACCACAGUCCUCCCCUUGCGCAGCAAGGGUGCGGUCACUGAGGUGCUGAUCGACUGGAUCCGCGAGGCUCGUCUCCAGCUCAGGAAGAGCUUCGGCUCGGACUUUCUUGUUAUGCGUCUGCACUCGGACAGAGGCGGAGAGUUCUCUUCUCGCCUCCUGCGGGACUACUGUCGUGCGCGGGGGAUCCGCCAGACCUUCACGCUUCCGGACUCACCACAGCAAAAUGGGAUUGCUGAGCGCCGCAUUGGCAUGGUCAUGGAUGUCGCUCGUACGUCCAUGAUGCAUGCGGCUGCCCCCCAUUUUCUGUGGCCGUUUGCGGUGAGGUACGCGGCGCAUCAGCUCAACCUUCACCCCCGGGUCUCUCGGCCUGCGAUGUCCCCAGCCUUGCUGUGGACGGGGAAGGUUGGCGAUGCGUCUGUGUUCCGUGUCUGGGGAUCUCGGGCGUUUGUCCGCGACUUGUCUGCGGACAAGCUGUCCCCUCGUGCUGCUCCCUGUGUCUUCCUUGGCUUCCCCACUGACGCCCCAGGGUGGCAGUUUUACCACCCCUCCUCUCGUCGUGUUCUGUCCUCCCAGGACGUCACGUUCGACGAGUCAGUCCCCUUCUACCGUCUCUUCCCCUACCGCACUCCUUCCCUCCCCCCUCCCCUGGACUUCCUUGUGCCGGUUCCUCCCCCGGUAGACCCCCUCCCCCCUCAGGUUCCCGCCCCCUCAGGUGUGUCCCAGGUAGACGCCGUUGACCCGGUCGAGGUUACUGGUGACUCUGGUGCUGCUGCGGGUGCUGAGCCUGGGGGUGCUGACUCUGGGGGUGCUCUGCGAGGGGGUGCUGAGCCUUGGGGUGCUACUGCUGGGGGUGCUGGGCCUGAGGGUGCUACUGCGGAGGGUGCUGAGCCGGGGGAUGCUGUGCCUGGAGGUGCUGGGUCGGGAGCUGCUGAGCCUGGAGGUGCUGGGUCUGGGGGUGCUGGGUCGGGAGCUGCUGAGCCUGGGGGUGCUGUGCUGGGAGUUGCUGAGCCUGGGGGUACUGCGUCUGGAGCUGCUGAGCCUGGAGUUUCUCCUGCUGCUGCGUCUCGCCGGGAGCCCCUCUCUCCACAGGAGCUGCGCGAGUGGUUCGCUCGCCGCUGGAGACGUGCUGCUGCGUCCGGAGGUGCUACUGGAGCUGGAGCUGGAGCUUCUUCGACCGUCGAGGGUGCGGGUGCUGCCGGCCCCGGAGCUGCUGGACCUGCGGGUCCUCCUGGAGCUGGGACUGCUGAGGGCGUUGGUGCUGAGCCUACUGCUGUUGGUCCUGCCGCUGGAGGUGUGGGUGGCACUGGUGCUGUCGCUGGGAAUGCUGGUGCUGUCCCUGCUGAGUCUGGAGCUGCCGCGCGGCCUCGGCCGUACUUCGUUCCGCUCCUGCAGCAGGUUCUUGGUCUUUCUCCUCUAGUAGAGGGUCCACCGCCUGUCCAGUCGCAGUCCCUGCUGGAGCCUUCCUCUCCACUGCCUGCUCCCUCUCCUUACACUGGUCCUACUGGAGGUCUUGCUGAGCGUCGUGAGCCUGCGUCUCGUCCCGCGUCGCCUGUUCGUGCUGCUCGCGCUAGUGGUCGCAGUUCGCGUCAGCGUCCUCCUCCUGUCCCUGGCACGCACCAGAUGUCUUUGCGUCCGUCCACUGCCCCUCUGCGUGCCCCUUUGCCUUCUCCUCCUGAGUCCUCUCUUCCUGCGCUUGCCGACCCUGAGUCGGACUCUCUUCGUGCUGCCAGUCCUACUGUCACGCGUCUGCUUGCUACUGUCGUCACUGACCCCUCUUUUGAGUCCACUGCUGCGUCUGCUCUAGUCGCUGAGCUCGUCGACUUUGCUGCUCGCUGUCGUCUCGACUACGCUGCUAGUCUUGUUGCUGAGUCUGCGUCUGUCUGUCCUCCGUCCGUCGGGGGUGAGUGUGCUCUUUGCACGGACGUCCUAGAGGACAGGCAGGAGGAGUUACAGUGUCUAGCGGCUGCUUCACCUCAUCUCGCGUCUGUACUGCUUGCCCCUGAGGGAGACCCGGAUGCACUAGACAUCCCGACUCCGCGUUCUUACGCGGAGGCCGUAGAGGGUCCCUACUCCUCUCAGUGGCAGGCAGCUAUGGAUGCAGAGAUGGCUUCCUGGAAGUCCACAGGCACCUACGUUGACGCGGUUCCCCCUCCUGGGGCGAACAUCGUCAGUGGCAUGUGGAUCUUCAGGGUGAAGCGGCCGCCGGGCUCUCCACCUGUCUUCAAGGCACGGUACGUUGCUCGUGGCUUCAGUCAGCGGCAAGGAGUUGACUACUUUCAGACCUUCUCUCCCACCCCGAAGAUGACUACUCUUCGGGUGCUGCUGCACAUAGCCGCUCAGCGCGACUACGAGCUUCACUCUCUCGACUUCAGCACUGCGUUCUUGCAGGGUAGCCUGCACGAGGAGAUCUGGCUUCGCCGUCCACCUGGCUUCACUGGGACUUUCCCUCCUGGCACCCAGUGGAGCCUCCGACGGCCAGUCUACGGUCUCCGCCAGGCACCGCGUGAGUGGCACGACACACUGAGGACUAUGCUUGCGGCUCUUGGGUUUGCUCCUUCUACUGCUGACCCGUCGCUGUUUCUUCGCACCGACACUUCCCUGCCGCCGUUCUACAUCCUCGUGUACGUCGACAACUUGGUCUUUGCCACAGCGGACACUGCUGGACUCGCCUACGUGAAGUCCGAGCUGCUGAAGAGACACACGUGCACAGACCUGGGUGAACUGCGCAGCUACCUUGGCUUGCAGAUCACUCGGGACAGAGCACGCCGCACCAUUACCUUGACUCAGUCACACAUGGUGCAGCAGGUCCUUCAGCGCUUCGGCUUCACGUACUCCUCGCCUCAGGCCACUCCUCUGCCUACUCGCCACUCACUCUCAGCUCUGCCUUCGGAUGAGUCCGUAGAGUCGAGUGGUCCGUAUGCAGAGCUUGUUGGCUGCCUCAUGUACCUGAUGACCUGCACACGACCUGACCUUGCAUACCCUCUGAGCAUUCUUGCACGCUAUGUUGCUCCUGGGAGACACAGACCGGAGCACAUGGCUGCAGCGAAGAGGGUAUUGCGCUACCUGUGCAGUACGUCGGGCAUGGGGCUAGUGCUUGGAGGGCGGAGUCCAGUGGUCCUUACCGGCCACGCGGACGCUUCUUGGGCUGACGACCAGGCUACGCAGCGGUCGUCACAGGGUUACACCUUCAGCCUUGGUUCCGGCUCUGUCUCGUGGCGGUCUACUCGCUCGUCUUCGGUUCUCGGCUCCAGUUGUGAGGCUGAGAUCUACGCCGGGGCCAUGGCUGCUCAGGAGCUUCGCUGGCUCACCUACCUGCUGACUGACCUUGGAGAGCCGCCUCGUUCUCCUCCAGUGCUGUACGUAGACAACAAGGCCAUGCUGGCCUUGUGUCGAGAGCAGCGCUUGGAGCACAGAACGAAGCACAUUGCUCUCCGCUACUUCCUUGCUCGUGAGCUGCAGCAGCGUGGUCAGUUGCGACUUGCGUACGUGGCCUCUGAGGCCAACACUGCUGAUGUGUUCACCAAGGCACUUGCGCCUUGUGACCAUCAGCGCUUUUGUACCCAGCUGGGUCUUGUGCCUGUCUUGCCUCACUUGCUCUCUUCUUGA